CGGAAAAUUGCGCUGUUUGAUGGGGGAUAAAUACUUUAUCUACUCGGUUCUGAUAGUUACUGUGUCAUUUCUAGUCCGUAUCACUUCGCGUGUGCAUUAAACGUUGUUGUCAGGGAAAUUAUCUUUGAGAAUAUGGAGGAACAGCAAAAACUGGAUUACAUACGGCAUGAACUGACCGGAAAGAUCAUCAAAACAUUAAAACUUGAUGAUCACGAAUUGGUGAAAGUCAGUAUUACUACACCGAAUCAUCUUGAUGGUUUUAUGUCUGCUAUCCAUAACUUGGUUCUAAUAACUAGAGAUAACAAAACGAAGAAAGAGACAACUUUAAAUUUAAUGGUGAAAGUUAUGAAAGGCGACGAAGCGUUUCGGGAAGUCUCUCAAACCAAAACUCAAUUCACCAACGAGAUCUACAUAUACGAUAAAGUGAUUCCAGUGUUCUCGGAAGUAUUAUCAUCACGGCGAUGCAAAGUUCGAGGGGAAGAUUGGUGUCCGAGAAUAUUUCACUGCGCAGCAGGAUUAAUCCCUGGAUUUAGUAGUAUCUACGAAACGAUACUAGUGAUGGAAAACAUGACAUUAGAUGGUUUCAAAACUGGACCGAGAAACGAUUUGGACGAAGAUCAUCUCACCUUGAUGGCCGAGAGAAUUGCUCAAUUCCAUGCAUGUUCUUACGCUUUGAAAAUAAUGGAUAAAGAAAAUCUGGAAAAACUAGUCAAUGGAAUCAUUCCGUUAAACUUCAUUAAAAACGGUCAAAUGUUCAAGAGCUAUGCCAUUAUGUUCCGUUGUGGAUUAGAUCGCAUUUAUGAAUAUCUUGCCAAACAUCCUGACGAACUGAACAGUGAACAAUUCACGGUCGAUAUGGAAAAGCUUCGCGACAAAUAUGGAAAAGAGCCUAUAAAUUUGAUGCAAAAGUUUUUGCAAAGAGAUGAGUUUUCCGUGAUCCUUCAUGGUGACUACAAUAGGAACAACGUGCUUUUCAAAUACGAAAAUGGCAGGCCAGUGGAUCUUCGUAUGUUCGACUUCCAGGAAAACCGUUACGCCACCCCAUCGAUCGAUUUGUCAUUUUUCAUGUGCAUGAGUAUGCCAACAGGGUUCCGUGAACAGCUUUGGAUUCCGCUGCUGAAAAGUUAUCACGAUAGUCUGAUGGAAACAUUGGUUGAUAUUUUGAAAUGUGAUAGGAAUGAUCCUCGUUUAGAAACGUACUCUUACAUCAACUUUAUGAAACACAUGAAUAGGUUUGCAAUGUACGGCGCAAUGGUAGCAUGUCAUUUUCUACCCUGGAUGUUAAGCUCUGAAGAAGAAUGUGCGUUGUUGGCAGAAAACUCUGUCCUAGAUAUAGGCUCUGCAGAGAUGAGACGUUUGAUUAUGGUUAGCGGCGGAGAAAAAGUGGACAAACGUUUGAUUGAAAUUUUCCGACACAUGAGCCAACUUGGAUACUUUUCCAUUGUCCACGAUGACUAGAAUGGGUGUAUGCAAAUAAAAAUCAUUUUGUUGUAAUAUAUUGUUAACUAUAUUUGAUACAGGCAAUGUUAUACUUAUAAAAUAUAAUUAUUUGUUUACAAA
Molecule: messenger RNA, 1560 nt
Organism: Aedes aegypti (yellow fever mosquito)
Lineage: Eukaryota; Metazoa; Arthropoda; Insecta; Diptera; Culicidae
Exons: 2
Coding region: 133-1458 (441 amino acids)
Source: RefSeq, a predicted model, not a curated record